AUGAAUGCACCAAAACAAACUACGUUAUUUACCAGCUGGGGCCCUCGUGAAAAUCAUGGUACACAUGAGUGCGAUGUUGAAUUUGAAGACGACGACAUCGACGAUGAGGAGCUCUUUGCAGCUGCAAUGGCGCUUGACAACAAUCAGUUUGACGAAGGAACACGGCUAACAACUUUAGAUCCUAACCUUCUAACGCCAUCUCGUAAAGGAAACGACGUACACGAUGAGAUUUUGCCAGGUUUUGACAUAUCCGCUGGAAAUUUAUGGAUCUAUCCCACGAACUACCCAGUUAGGGACUACCAGUUCAAUAUCGUACAACAAUCCCUUUUCAAAAAUACCAUGGUAACUUUGCCUACUGGGCUAGGAAAAACUUUCAUUGCUGCUGUUGUAAUGUACAACUUUUAUCGGUGGUACCCACAGGGUAAAAUUGCCUUCAUGGCCCCAACUAAACCAUUAGUUGCACAGCAGAUUGAAGCAUGUUACAAUAUUAUGGGUAUUCCACGAGAACAUACUGCUGAAAUGACAGGAAGUAUGGUCCCAUCAGAGAGGUUGAAAGCUUGGAAGAAUAAAAGAGUAUUUUUUUUAACACCACAAGUUUUGAUGAAUGACUUAAAUCGUGGUGCUGCUGUAGCUGAUCAAUUGAAAUGUUUAGUCAUUGAUGAAGCCCACAAAGCUCUUGGAAACCAUGCAUAUUGCCAGGUUGUCAGAGAACUGUCCAAAUAUACUCGGCAGUUUAGAAUUUUAGCAUUAAGUGCUACCCCAGGUUGUGACAUUAAGGGUGUUCAACAAGUUCUGAAUACUUUACUGAUAUCUCAUGUAGAAAUCAGAACUGAAGAUUCCAUUGAUAUACAACCAUAUGUUCAUCAACGCAAAGUUGAUAAAAUUGUUGUGAAACUUGAUGAUACAAUGAUGUGCAUUAAAAGCCAAUAUCUAGAGAUUAUUGCUGUCUAUGUGAAUAGGCUGACCAAAAACCAUGUACUUUACAAUAGAAGCAUCACCAGUCACUCCAAGUUUAUGAUACUGAAAGCGAGAGAAGAAUUUCGUUGCAAUCCACCUCCAAAUAUAAAGAGUAAAAUACAGCAAGGAUCCAUAGAAGGUGACUUUGCAAUGUGCAUUAGUCUAUACCAUGGGUAUGAUUUACUGUUACAACACGGUAUGAAAUCACUGUAUUCAUUCUUACAAUCCUUGAUUGAUGGAUCCAAAGGAACAUCCAGGGCACGUUCAGAACUUGGUAGAAAUCAGAACUUUAAUAGUUUGCUUGAGUCUUUACAUGAACAAUGUGGAUCUACUGAACUAAACCAGUGUGUUAUAAGUCACCCCAAGAUGAAAAAACUACAAGAUAUCGUUGUGGAACAUUUUAAUCAAUUUGAGCAAGAUAAACAUACCCAUGGGAGUGGGACAAGAAUUAUGAUAUUUUCUCAGUAUCGUGACAGUGUACAAGACAUAACCAGUAUGUUAGAUAAACAUAAACCAAUGGUUCGUGUUAUGAGUUUUAUUGGCCAGGCUUCAGCCGGUAAAAGUACAAAAGGUUUUACUCAAAAAGAACAACUCAGAGUUGUUAAGGCAUUUCGAGAAGGUGGAUACAAUACACUGGUAUCCACAUGUGUUGGGGAGGAAGGUCUUGACAUUGGGGACGUGGAUCUUAUUAUCUGUUAUGAUGCACAUAAAAGUCCAAUUCGAUUGGUCCAAAGAAUGGGACGUACUGGUAGAAAGAGGCAAGGUAGAAUUGUUAUGCUGGUAACUGAAGGCAAGGAGGAAUCUAUUUACAAUCAGAGCCAGUACAAUCGGAAGAGCAUACAUCGUUUGAUGAAUGGAACUAAGUCACUACAGCUCUACUCACAAAAUGCCAGAAUGGUACCGAGAGGCAUUCACCCAGUUGUUCAUAAAAUGCAUAUUACUGUGGAUAAAUGGCAACCCAAAACAUUGUCUAAACGGAAGCAAUCAUCCACUAGAAAUACAGCUAAUAUAACUUCAUUCUUGUCUAAAGGUAAAACUAAAAUUAAAGAUCGUUGGGCAUUGACUGAUCAAGAAUUAGAGUAUUGGACUACACAUUAUAAGUGUUCUUCACAAGUUCCGCACAUUCCAACUGGCGGACGUUUCAUGAGUUUAUCACAGAAAUCUGAGCCUCUCGUAUCUAAG
Saccoglossus kowalevskii is the source of this 2139-nucleotide messenger RNA. RefSeq lists its product as uncharacterized. Gene Ontology annotation, molecular function: 3'-5' DNA helicase activity; ATP binding; four-way junction DNA binding. The record is from RefSeq and is a predicted model, not a curated record. NCBI's taxonomy places the organism in Eukaryota, Metazoa, Hemichordata, Enteropneusta, Harrimaniidae. Gene Ontology annotation, biological process: double-strand break repair via synthesis-dependent strand annealing; interstrand cross-link repair.